AUGACCCAUCCAGUCUCCAACAGGUCUCCACCCAGUCUCCACCCAGGACCCACCCAGGACCCACCCAGGACCUAUCCAGUCUCCACCCAGUCUACACCCAGGACCCACCGAGUCUCCACCCAGUCUCCACCCAGUUUCCUCCCAGGACCCACCCAGUCUCCACCCAGGACCCACACAGUCCCACCCAGGACCCACCCAGCCUCCACCCAGGACCUACCCAGUCUCUACCCAGACUCUACCCAGGACCCACCCAGUCUCCACCCAGUCUCCCUCAGUUUCCACCCAGGACCCACCAAGACCCAUCCAGUCUCCACCCAGGAACCACCCAGGAACCACCCAGUCUCCAUCCAGGACCCACCCAGUCUCCACCCAGUCUCCACCCAGUCUCCACCCAGGACCCACGAGUCUCCACCCAGUCUUCACCCAGUUUCCUCCCAGGACCCCUCCAGUCUCCACCCAGGACCCACCCAGGACCUACCCAGCCUCCACCCAGGACCCACCCAGUCUCCACCUAGGACCCACCGAGUCUCCACCCAGUCUUCAUCCAGUUUCCUCCCAGGACCCACCCAGUCUCCACCCAGGACCCACCCAGUCCCACCCAAGACCUACCCAGCCUCCACCCAGGAGCCACCCAGUCUCCACCCAUCUCCACCCAGGACCCACGAGUCUCCACCCAGUCUUCACCCAGUUUCCUCCCAGGACCCCUCCAGUCUCCACCCAGGACCCACCCAGGACCUACCCAGCCUCCACCCAGGACCCACCCAGUCUCCACCCAGGACCCACCGAGUCUCCACCCAGUCUUCACCCAGUUUCCUCCCAGGACCCACCCAGUCUCCACCCAGGACCCACCCAGUCCCACCCAAGACCUACCCAGCCUCCACCCAGGAGCCACCCAGUCUCUACCCAGUCUCCCUCAGUCUCCACCCAGGACCCACCCACUGUAAUUAG
Molecule: messenger RNA, 948 nt
Organism: Oncorhynchus mykiss (rainbow trout)
Lineage: Eukaryota; Metazoa; Chordata; Actinopteri; Salmoniformes; Salmonidae
Source: RefSeq, a predicted model, not a curated record